AUGAAAGCAACAGUGGAAUAUGAAAACGAUAUAUCAAUGAAUGAAGAAAUGGUAGCCUUUCCUUCUGUCGUCACACCAUCACCACCGCCGAUUACAGGACCCGAUUGGAGACAAGACGCAGAUCCUUACUUUUUACUUCCCUAUAUCCUUUUUGAUCCUCUUGGACAACAUCCGGCUUUUCGCGCCAAAAAAAGAAAAUUGUAUUGUCAUUUGUGCGCUGAAGAUGGAAGAUGUUCUUUGCUAUCAAGGGGAAGCGUCAAUGAAUGGAAUAAUGCAAGAAAAGACAGAUCAAAUCCCCCAAUGUUGUUCGACGUUGAAAGUCCAGUGUUGCUUGUUAGCAAAGUAUAUAAAUGUGAGCAUGGUCAUGAUAUACCCGCAAGCUAUUUCCACGACACCUCAGAGGAUUAUACGUGCGUGCCAUUUGUUCUCACACACCGAUCUGGUAUGACUAUGCGGUUGGCAGAUGAAAUUGAAGAUUUAUUAGAUAGAGGAUUGGCAAUAUCGGCUGUUGAAGAGCUCAUAAAAGAAAGGUAUAAAAGAACAUUAAGAAACAGGUUGCUCCGAUUUCUAAAUGACUCGCACCAAGCGAAAGAAUUGGGGUUCACACAGUCAGCUGAGGAGUUAAAUUUUGACGUUCCUGGGAACCUUUUUCCCUGCCCUGGUGACAACUUGAUAAGAAGCGUUUACGUUGCAUCUUUUAAUGAGAAAAAACACCUUUUUACAGAGGCAAUGAAUUCGUUAAAUGCUAAAUGGAUUAGCUGUGACCACACCUUCAAGGCAGCUGCAAAUAUCGGCUUCGAAAGAAAAGAAGACAGCGCCUGGAUUACGCAGUACACAUCACUCUUUUGCAUAAUAAAUGAGAAAGGACAAGUAAUAAGGUGGUCGUUCGCUAUGUCAGAGAAUUUUGAUGAGGUAAAACCUCUUUUUGAAGCUCUCUCGUUAGACUUCAAAAAUCGAGGGGUAAAACUGUCAGGAAUAUAUAUAGACAAUUGCUGCAAGUGGCGCCACCUGCUCACGUUAUAUUUCCCAAACGUACCCGUCAAGUUGGAUUUGUUUCACGCCAUACAAAGAAUUACAAAAAAGGUGUCAAAACGUUCUCAUAUCUUUGCAGAGGUUUGCAAAGAUUACUCACUGGUCUUCAGGGAUCAGAGAGAUCAAGCAAUCGAAAGAAAACUUCCAACUCCGGCUCCUGAAGAGAUUUUGCGCAACCUAAACAACUUUAUCACAAAAUGGGUUUCGUAUAAGAAUUCAAGUGGCGCUCGUGUUAUCAGCAAAAGCGUUGAAAAAGAACUAAAAAAUAUAGAAUGUCACGUUAGAAAAGGAUGCUUGUCACAUAUCCCCCCAGGUUGUGGGACAACACGAAACGAACGGCUUCACAGAGAACUGAAGAAAACAACAGUAACAAACCGAAUUGGAGUAGAUCUUGCAAGAACUCGCGUUGAAAGGACCCUUUUUAACUCAAACAGGAAACGCGAUGCAAACUUACCAUCUAUAGGUGACAUGCUCAUAAACAGUAGAAAGAAGAUUCUGUUAACAGGAUUACAGCAAUCGAGCAGAGCCCUUGACGAAACCAAUAACAAAGUUCACGAAAUAAAUUUCCAUGUGAUGACAAAUGCUACAGAGGAUAAAAAACUAAAUUUGAAAACAACAUCUAUAGAGAAUAUUUCUCACAUACAAACCCGCCUUACAUCAUUAAUCGAUAGCAAUGACGAGAGUUCUACGUGUAGUGAUGGUGAAAACGUGGAGAACAGUUUAAAGGCGGAUGUCGAAAACUUUGUCAUUCUUAGAAACGCUUUACAGUGGUGGAAAAUGAGCAAGAUCGUUGAGGAAAAAACGGGGCCAAAACUAUUCAAUUUCAAGAAGAUAGUGACUUAUGUUAGACCAUUAAAAACAAAGGCAUUAAUGGAAAAUGAAACAGUAGCUGGAGACCCAACAAAAAGUGACAGAAAAAGGCUUACUGAACUAGCCUCGACUUGGGGAUUUGACAUUGUUGAGGUAACGGGUGACGGCAAUUGCCUUUUUACGGCAGUGGCAAUGCAAUUGCAACAAAUGAUGAGCUUGAAUGCACAUAAUGAAUCAUUGUUAAUGUCGCACCUUGCGGAACAGAUGGGAAUAGACACAUCUACAUCCAUCAACGAUAUUGGUAGCAUUCUCAGGAGUAAAGUCGUCCAAGAAUUGAAGGGAGAACGAGUAGAUUUUUAUCAGUCAUUUCUGCCCAGUGAUGUAAACUUUUUUUCGGAGGCAGAUCGUUUUAUCCAAUCGGGAACGUUUUCAGGUCCGCUAGGCGAUCUUAUACCUCUAGCAAUCGCAAACGUUAUUCAAAUACCUUUAUUUGUCUUAAAUCCAAGUUUUUUGACUCCUUUUGUGAUGAUUUCUCCUGAAGGGAUGGUGCCAGCCUCAAACGUCGUCUACCUCGCGUAUAAUGCAAGUGGUCCAGGACACUAUGAUGCGCUAAUUAUCUCCCAACGUGAUCAGCAGGAGCGAUUCACUUCUGAAACAAACAGCAAUCUCGAUGCUCUCGAGAGUCAGUCCACGCUUUCCACGGAGAAAGUGCCAAUCUCAACUCAAGAAAACCAUGUCGAUGCGGAGAAAAAAUAAAUACAAAUCAAAUGCAAAAGCGUCAAGGAACUACAAAGGCAGGUGCAAGUGCAUCAACGAAUACGGUACCUGUAUGA
This is a messenger RNA of Porites lobata, 2675 nucleotides long. NCBI's taxonomy places the organism in Eukaryota, Metazoa, Cnidaria, Anthozoa, Scleractinia, Poritidae. The record is from the annotation of a GenBank genome assembly.